Pelmatolapia mariae (spotted tilapia) is the source of this 4689-nucleotide messenger RNA. RefSeq names its product aspartate beta-hydroxylase domain containing 2 (gene asphd2). The coding region runs from base 658 to 1767 and encodes 369 amino acids. NCBI's taxonomy places the organism in Eukaryota, Metazoa, Chordata, Actinopteri, Cichliformes, Cichlidae. The transcript is spliced from 4 exons. Gene Ontology annotation, cellular component: membrane. The record is from RefSeq and is a predicted model, not a curated record.
UUCCCUGGUGGAGCUUUUAGUAUUUACAUCAAUAUAAUCUGAAGCCUGUCGUCCGCUGCUGUCCUCCACAGACAGCCAGACAAAGAUUCCGACCGUCGGUAGAACAGCUUCUCAUUUCUGUUUCUUUCUUAUUUUCUGUUGUUGGUUCCAGUCACGACUUCUUUUGUGCAUUUUGGAGCUGUUUCCUGUGAUGUUGGCGAGUGAUAUCCGUCUGCCGUGUGCACUGCAGUGGUGCGCAGCUUCGCCUGGAGAAACACCUGUGCGCCGGUCUCUUCUACAUGCCCACAGUCAUGAAUGUUGAGUAGAGAACUGAUAACCCUAAGGCGUGGUGUCUGUCUGCAUUUGUCUGAAAGAGCAGGAGAGGCAGCAGCAGAAAUAUCACACGGCCAGACAUCAUGCAACGAGAAACCUUCACUCGCUGCAAAGUGCUGAAAUGUUGGGCCUGAAGAGCGAGCGUGUCAGAUUGAAUCAGCAGACUGUUUCCAUCAUGGAGGGGCGAUAAGAGCUGCUUGACACUAGACCCGUGGCCCUGCGUGUGAGUGUGUCUGUGGUUUACGGCCACCUUUCAAUCACAAUCAAGAAAAGACACAUUCACUGAUCCUUCCCCGUCAUCAUUUUGCGUUUCCUACCGAUUCAGCAACCCAGAAACGAGCCAGAAUGGAGUGGUCACUUGAGAGUGUGAGGGAGAUGGUGGCUGGAGGGAUGCAGUCUAUAAGGGAGUGUGAGAUCUGUGCUUUUGCCAUAGCCAUGUGUGUGCUGCUGCUGUUUAUGUGGUACUGUUAUCGCGUGGGCCGGGAGCAUGGCUCUAGCCCUCUGCGCGGGAGGUAUCUAGCCGGCACGGGACGGAUUGGAGGUGUGGUGGGGGGCUUCAUGAGUUCAGACUGUCGUAACAGGGGAAAGGGAAAGCACGGAUCCAUGCUGGAGGAGCAGAACGGCUUUGCUUUCUGUCAGUCGUCAGAGUGCUUCCGCUGCGCCAGCGCUGGAGAGAGCCUGAACCAGAGGCUCUAUCACAGCCUGCAGGAAUACGCCAAGCGCUACACCUGGUCAGGGAUGGGCAGGGUGCACAAAGGAGUCCGUGAUCAAGGCCGGUACCUUAACAGCCGACCGACCAUCCAGCGGCCAGAGGUCUUCUUCCUGCCCGACCUGCCAUCAGCGCCUUUCUUCUCCAGGGAAGUGCAGAGACAUGACGUGGAGCUGCUUGAGCAGAGCUUCCCUGCACUCCUGGCUGAGUUCGAGAGCAUCUACCACCAGCCUCCGGGUCGCAGCGGCUCCUCCCUCCCGCCGGGGUGGAAGGCCAACAAUACUCCUCGUGGGCAGUGGUGGACCUACUACCUGGUCAACCAAGGCACCCCUCUGGUUCUAAAUGUCAGGAGAUGUCCCCGAGCAUGGAGGGUGCUGGGCCAGCUGCGCACCUUCAUCUCCAACAAUGUGUUUGGGAACGCCUGCUUCUCCGUACUGACGCCCGGGGCGCUCAUCACCGAGCAUUACGGCCCGACAAAUGUCAGGCUCCGAUGCCACCUGGGUCUCAGAGUGCCCCCUCCCUGUGAACUUGUGGUUGGUGGAGAGCCGCAGUGCUGGUCUGAGGGCAGCUGUUUGCUUUUCGACGACUCCUUCCUUCACAGGGCUUUCCAUGAGGGGAGCCAGGAGGACGGCCCCAGGGUGGUUUUCAUGGUGGACCUGUGGCACCCCAACGUGGCCGCCGCUGAGAGACAGGCUUUGGACUACAUUUUUACACCGGGCCGUUUAGAGGACAGAGAGGGGAAAUAGGUGUGAGUGAGAAGCCGUGUGUCUAAGUGAGACACAGAUGGCAUUUAGGGAGGUGUGUGUAGUAUGAGAAGCAGCCCUUUUUUUUCUUCUUCUUUUUUUUCCUGCCUCCAGACCAGCUCUCACAUUCACUGUGUACAUAUUCUCCAGCUCAUACAGUCUUGCUCUUAACUCCUCUUAGCAGAUGACCAAACAUUGGGCCUCUUUUAUCAAACACUUUUUCUCUGUCUAAUUGUAUAAAAUGCAGCCAUAUUUAAAAGUUUUUUUUAAAUAGAGGUUAGUAGGUGCACGCAGCCAUUUUUAUUAAUGUGUAAUAACACCAUAGCAGGGACCUUUUGGCUCAUUUCUUGCUGUUGUUUUGCUUUAUUUUGAAUCACUGAAUGUUUAUUUGAGUACAGAUGAAUGACGUCACCGAACAGCAAAAAUUUGGGGAUUUUAUCUUCUACUUGCGUCACAUUUAUUUUAGUUUCUGCUUUUAAAAAUUCCAGCAGUAUGCUAAUGUGGGGCAAAGUCUCUUUGCGAGCCAAGUAAUAACGCGUCACUCUGUCGCGAAAGUCUUUCACAGCACACGUCGGUCCAUAAGUCAGUCUGACCUGUUAUGUCCCAAAGAAGUGAAGUCAUUCUGCAUGAAUUAAAGACCCCUCACUUCCUUCGAGGCCUUAAGAAAGGCAAAUGGUGACAGCUAACAUCUGUUAACUCAUUUUUAACUUCAUAAUAUUUUUCUGUAACACCGCUAGAGUGGCAUUGCUGAACACAUCCUUUAUUUGUCUUUUACGAUUCACGCUCCGUCUGUUUGAAGCAAGCCAUUUUUAAGAGCCACAGUUCUGUCUGUGCCUAAGGUGACCAAAUAAGGAAAACCUUGUCAAGAUGAUGUCAGUCGAGCAAAAUAGUACAAAAAACUUUUGGGAGCAAAGCAUUUAGAGCCGUGUGAAUGCUGAACCUCUGCCCUAAACUGAUUACUUUUCCAUAACUUUGCCUCAUUAUUUAAACCUUUGACUGUGUUUAUUUUGGCAAUACCAGUUUUUUAUAUAUAGUGUAGUGUACACUCACUGUCCAGUUUAUUAGGUACACCUAUUCAUUUGCUCAUGAACCCAGAUCAUAUUAGCCACUCACAUGGCAUAAGCCCAUCUAGACACAAUCGAGGCAGCCUCUGUGUGUUCAAACUGAGCUUCAGAAUGGAAAGAAAGGUGAUUUAAUAAAUUGAAAGUGUCAUGUUUGUUGUGUGCCAGAAAGGCUAGUGUGAGGAUUUUAGAAACUUUAGAUUCACUGUACUCAAAUGACCUCCACAUUCACCAGAGCUCAAUCCAAAAAAAACACCUCUGGGAUGUAGAGAAACAAGAGAGUAGUGUCAAUGACGUGCCAAUCUGCAGCAACAGUGUGAUGCUAUCAUGUCAAUAUGGACCAAAUUCUCUGAGAGCACCUUGUUGAAUCUGUGCUACAAAGAAAGGCAAAAGGGGGAUCCGACCUGAUGAAUCUAAUAAAGGGGGUAUGUUUCAGAAAAGCUUAAAGUUCUGCUGGGGGAGAUUUGAUAAUUCAGCUUUUUAUCAUUCAACCAUAUUCCCAGCUCAGCUGUCAGAGGGUUUCAUUUAUAGUAACAUAUAGGACACACUUUUUCCUUUUUAUUGAAUGUUAACAUAUUGUUAUUGAUUGUAAUAAUUUAUAUGAAACCGCCACAUGGUUAGUGAUCAGGUAAAGGUGAAGAAAAGGCUCCGGUGUUUGUUGGCGUACUGUGCAAACUGUUGUGAUACGCACAUAAAGACAGAUUCACCCAUUUGUGCAAAACGAUUUAAUAAGCAGUGCAGGAUCCUUCUGGAAAUCUAAUUUGGAGCUGGGUGCCGUGUUGGAUUUCUGUAGUAUUCCGACCCAACUGGCAGCCGUUACGUAGAUACGGAAAUAGAAAUGGAUCGCAGAUAGAGCUGUAACACUGUUAGAGCAGCUACAGAGGAAUGUUGUCUUUGCUUGUCAGCAGUAAGGCGAACAGAUACAUCCAUGUGUGGUUUGCUAACUGAGGUCCAAUGCCGAUCAUGACGUGAAUGUUUACAGAUGCAGCUAAUGUCUCUGUCCCAGCUCCUGCCGGUGUGCUAGUCAGUCGUGCUCCCCUUUGGAAACAUCCCCCCGCUUUCACAAGACAUGGUUAGGCAAGCACAUUUUUAGAAACGAGUGUGUGAGUCGACCCGUGCCGUACCACUGGAGAUGAAGUGUUUUUGGUAAAUUUACUAAACUCUUGUAAUUUGGUUGCAUUUGAUAUGAGGUUUGUAUUUCUGUAAAUAAGGUUGAGGUAAAAAACAAAAGCAAAAAAAAUUGAAUGGUCUCAGAUGUUUGUUCUUUUUUAAACAAUUGUCUUCGAUGCUUCAAACUUUUGUGUUGUCCUGAUUUCUAGCUAAAGUGAUUGCAUUUCAUUGUCCACUUCAAAGAGCCAUCCAUGAGGUCAUUUUGAUAGAUUAAAUUAGUAUAUUCUGUAAAAUGUUUAUGAAGUACUAGCUCUGAUGUUCUGUGAUGGGUUUAUAUUCCCCUUUUCUUUCAAUCACUGUAAUUUUGCAGCACUGUAUCUAUUCUCAAGGCCACAGUCUUAACUCUUUAACAGCACUUGAUGGAUAUAUGUGCACAGUCUAAAAGCUAGUGAAAACGAGUCUUCAGCAGCUUUACUAGUCCACUGCAAUUCAAGGUACCCAUCAGUUCUAAUGUUUACAAAGGCGUGAUCAUUUCCGAGCUGUUGAGGCAUCGGAUGACGCUGACGCUCAGCUGUCAGUGAUUGGGUUCGAAUCAUGAGUGCUGUUAAUCCAUCUUAGAGAAUGAAAACUGUCAUUCCUAAAGCUUUCUACAUGAUGAUGGGGCAACUGUUUUGUUUACAUUUGGACUGAAGAUUUGUUCUUUGACACCUUCUUGUGUGAAUUUUGAACAGUAUUUCUGUACAUUUAAUAAAUG